This is a messenger RNA of Kwoniella botswanensis, 4425 nucleotides long. RefSeq lists its product as uncharacterized. The record is from RefSeq and is a predicted model, not a curated record. Lineage: Eukaryota; Fungi; Basidiomycota; Tremellomycetes; Tremellales; Cryptococcaceae. The transcript is spliced from 4 exons. The coding region runs from base 1 to 4425 and encodes 1474 amino acids.
AUGAGCGCUCCACGUACCGUCCCGCCUGCCCCUGCUCAUGCACCCGUACCAUUACCGAAUCCUCAAAAUGCUCCAACUCAGAAGAAAUACUCUGAAGGAAGUAUGUAUGAAGAUCUGUCGCCGGAGGAUGUGGAAGCUUGGCAUAGACGGUAUGCGGAAUUCAAGGAAUGGAGAAAAGCAAUACCAAAUAAGGCUUUGGUGGAAUUAGGAGCUGGAACAGGAUCAUCGAUGAGUUCAGGUAAGGGUGUUGGAGUAGGUUCAGCCGAUUGGAGCUGGUCUGAACCUUCGGAUAACGGUACGAUACCUUCGACGAUCGUUGAAAGAGCUUGGGAAACAGCUAGAGCGAGAAGUAAUUUGGGUCCUCAAGCUGAACCCCCCGCUCCUUCUCCUCCCAAAUCAGGUUUAUCCAAGAGGUCGUCGAAGAGAAAUAUGAACUUGCAAGCUAGAGUGGAAACGUUACAUGCGACUGAAACUCGACCUUCUCAACCUGCUUCAAAAGCUACAACAGUCAGAGCGCCCUUAUCCCAGAAACCUGUUCCAUCACAUAAUAUCGCCAACAUCCAGAAAACCGAUAAAUCACUCAAAACACCUACGAUAGAAAUCCAACCUCCCUCAAGUAAAAGUCCAAAUCAAGUACCUCUUCCAUCUUCCAAGCCCGCUCAAUCCCAAGCACAGCAUUCAAUCUCAUCACAAAAACCUUCCUCCUUCGCUAAACCUACUCGACUACCACCUACGCCUCUCCUCGCUCAACCACCUAGCGCAGACAAGAUUAUCAUCCCCUCCUCCGAACCGAAAAUCAUGUCCCGUUCACCCUCAACGAGAGGUUCGCUCGUACCCGGAGAGCAAAUUAUUCCUUCCCCUACCCCCUCGACUAAAUAUGCAGAAAGAGAAGCAUAUAUCGCUUCUGCGCUUUCAUUACCCCUUGACAUGCUGGCCGAAACGAAUGGACCACCACGAACAGAUUCCAGCACGCAAUUCACCACUGGUAGAUUGGAUUCCCUGUUGGGUAAAGGGAAAAGUGCAAGUAGGACGAAAGGAAGUCAGAGAUCUGUUGGAAGUAGUUCGACCCUUCCUUCAGUCAGAAGCGAGAAUGUAGCGAAAAGAAAAGCUAGUGCACAUGAUUUAACCAGAAGUCAGACGGCAUCGGGUGUAUCGACUAGAAGCAGAGUUAGUGAACGGGCUUUGACCGAUCAUAGGGAGCACCAUUAUGAGGGUUCAAAUCAUCUACCCGUACCCGGUCCCCCCACGAACAGAUCCAGAGCACCGUCUGAUGCUACAGUCGUCCGAGCUGCCAAUCAGCCUCUCCCACCAUCAGCUCAGAGUCAGUUUCAAGCUUCCGCCAUAGCUCCGGCUAAUUCUCCAGCAACUCAAGCCUCAGCUUCGCGCUCUGCUCCACCACCUACGCAGCCCGCCGCCUCACAAGCGACUUUCAUCCGAGCUUCUCGUGAACCUUUGCCGCUGUCGGUCCCCAGUGCCACCACUCAUGCUGAGACUAUCAAAGUGCCUGCCUCCGUAAAGACCGUCAUAGCGUCGUCUGGUCCUGCCACCAAGGUUCCUCCCACCGAAGCCACUGUGAGUAGAGCGGCGAACAUCGGGUUACCUCUUACUACAGGUCGAACAGGGACUGUUCGAUCGUCCGCAUCAACGGUGAAAACGGCGGGAGAAUUACUCUCCGCUCGGAAUGUACCUUUACCGCCUGCCGUUCUCACUGCUGCUUCCACGGCGGUGCCGAAGAAAGAAUCCGCUCCCACGCAUCGCCAACAGAUGCCACUUCCUCGUCCGGCUCUUACGCCUCAGCCAUCGUUUGAUGGCCUGACAAAAGCCACCUCGCUCGGUCGGAAACAUCGAGAUCCGUCUUUGGGCGAUCUCACAGCGCAUUUUGAACCGAGUAUGUACCCUCUUCCGCCGAGUGGAGCUACCCUGUUCUCUAGUCCUGAACAGGUCGGUAAUUUGCCUUCCAAACCAAGCGAAGAGCAUGCAGUAGCCUUCUCGACUGUCGAGUACAUCCCUCCCAAAUCGCUCAAGUCUACUACGCAAGCGUCUACUCCGGCAGUGCAGCCGACCGUCCAAUCGCGAUCUGUCAAGUCCGUGCCUCAGACUUCCGCUAGCCGAGCUGCAGCGAUACCACUCCCACCAUCUUCCGCAGCAUUGUCGGCUAGCUCGACGCCAAAAGCGACCCCUUCUGCACCUGCUCCUAGCACCGUGUCACCUCCUGCCCCUCCCCCACCACCAGUCACGUCUCCUGUCGAGCCUGCCCACGUGCCAGCUACCAUCCGAAACUCGGCAGCACAAGAGGAGGUAUCCCGCCCGGUAUCAAAUCGCUUGUCGAACCCACCGAUCGAACCUCCUAACCUUACGCAAAUCUCAACCGAGUCUCGGAGCCCAGCUCAUACCCAUCCUCAUAUUCAUUUCUCACCUGGACAAGUAUCCCAAUCUCUUAGAUCGGAAGAUGAUCACGUAUCUUUCGAAGUGCCUUCUGGCUCUCGAGGUAGACUCAGAGUCACACUGAAAUGGUUCAGAGAAGGUGGAAGAUCAGAUAGAGGAUCUCCUCGGACCGGAAGACUGAAUGUAGUCGAGGAAGAUGCUCCACCUCCUUUACCUCCGAAGACUACCAGUCUGAAGAGUAAGGUCAUGGGAAAAUCUAGCUCAAUUCAGAGAGAAAGACCUCGAUCGGAGAAUCCGCCGCCUUCCACUCAUCAAACUUCACAUGCUGAAGAUCACCGACAUCCUAUUCCUCAGGAUGAACGACCUGAACUUUUGCCUCCUCCACCAAAAAGAGAUGAUCUGAAAUCGCCUUCGUCCGAUGAUCAAUAUCCACCGGACCAACAAGCUCAACAACAGCAUCAUCCUGCGGGCCCCGCACCGUUUUACAACCCUUACUAUUCUGGUGCUACUUUACCUGCGUACGCUGCUGCCAUGCCUCAGGUGUACAACAUGUUAUCACCACCUAUGGCAUACCCUCAACCUGGUUUACCCGCGGGGGGAGGACCUACGGGACAGUACAGACCUGCUCAGCGUGGUGUGAUGGCUCAACAUCCGCCACCUAUUGAUCCUGCUUCUCCAGCUAGAGAAAGCGUUGAUCCUCCGUCCGAUGUGGAUCCUUCUCCACAACCUCAACUUCGACCUCAGCCUACUCAGCAACCAUAUCAGGGAUAUCCACCUCAUAUGAUGGGUUACCCCCCUCAACAAGGGUACUGGAACGGUAUGACUAGACCCUCCAUCUGGCAAAGGAUGUUUCGAAAACCUUCUCAAGGUCAAGGUCAAGGUCAAGGUCAAGGACAAGGAGAGGACAACAUAGGACCUGACGAUAGCGUCACGAUACGUAAUUGGAGGAAGGGAGUCCAACCUGGUGGAAGAGCUCCAACAAUGUUACCUAAUGUUACUCCUCAAAGGGGUGUUCCUACUGUCGUUCCUCCUCGACCAACUUUGGCUAAUACUGCUUAUCCCGGUACGGGAAUGGGAAUGGGAAUGAUGGGUACCCCCAGUGGACCUGGAACCACAUUGUAUAAUGCUCGAGGGGGAUAUCCGAUGGCCCGAUCUCCAAGAGAGAGGGGAAGAGGCAGGGAAGGUACACCGAGUGUAUGGGAGAAAUUGAUGUAUCGCCGUCAAACUGAAGAAGCGAUUUAUAGAUCACCUCCGAGGAAGAAUCGAAGAGAUUUGCCUGAUCCUGCCCCUUCACCUUCUCCUUUAGGUGCAAGAAAGAAUAUCUUCAAUAGAUCAAGAUUUGGAGAAGGGACCAAAAUUAGACCGAGGUAUGAGGAUGAUAGCACUAGGAGAAGAAGGGAUAAAGAUGAUAGGUAUGUCAUUAGACAGAAGGAAAAGGAUGAAAGAAGAAGACAGAGGUCACUUAGGAGAGAUCAACGAGCGACUGCUCAGCAGACUCAUGGAGAGGGACAAGGACAAGGGUUAAGGAGGGAACAGUUUUUGUAUGCUGAUGAGAGGGAUAGACCGGGUGAUUUGGGUUCGGCUCCAGCAAGAGGAAGGUCGGGGACGUUGGUGGGAGAGUGGGUUGGGAAAUUUGGGAGAGGAAGGACUGGACAACAGUUCCCAAAUUCCGAAUCUCAAGUUAAAAAUUAUCAACCGAGAUUAUGGAAAGAUCGAUUGACAUUCAACAAUCGCCGUACCCCAGGUCAAGUCGAAAGGACGCAAGCUCAACCGCAGCCUCAACUUCGGACUAACGAUCGAGGACAAAGAACGACUCUCCGAAGGACACUGAGGACUACGGAGAGGGUCAAUCCUGCUGCUCGAACGGGAGGGAAUGCGUUAGGAUUGGGAGGAUUGGGAUUGGGGUAUGGUAAUUCUCAAAGACAAGAUAGGUCUCGAGGAAGGGUAGAAGGUACGGGUUUGGGGAUGAGAGGGAUGAUUGGCAGGUUGAAUCUGAAUAGGAAGGAUGGAGCUACUACCAACAGAGGAAGGAGGAUGUGA